This is a messenger RNA of Lethenteron reissneri (Far Eastern brook lamprey), 640 nucleotides long. Its product is annotated as transmembrane protease serine 9-like. The record is from RefSeq and is a predicted model, not a curated record. Gene Ontology annotation, molecular function: serine-type endopeptidase activity. Lineage: Eukaryota; Metazoa; Chordata; Hyperoartia; Petromyzontiformes; Petromyzontidae. Gene Ontology annotation, biological process: proteolysis.
UGGAGUGGAAACGAUGGGGCAGACGCAGCCGUGGCUUGCCCAGUUGCAAAGCACCAGCGGGAUCUUUGCUUCGUGCGACUCGACGCUUCUCAACGCGAAGUGGCUCCUCACCAGCGCGUCCUGUUUCAACGGCACGUCCGCCCUGCCUGUCGACUGGCGAGCAGCCUUCAACAACAGCAACUUGCAAACCCUCGUCGCCAUUCACCUGCAUCCCAAGUUCAACGCCACCACCUCCGACUACGACGCUGCGUUGGUUCAACUGAGCUACGCCAUUCCACUUUCGGACGCCGUGAGGCCGGCUUGCCUCCCGAACAGGCGCGAGCCAAAUCCCCUACCCGGGAAGUCCUGCUCCGUCGCGUCCAUCCAAGCGGGUUCGCAGAUCGUGAGACGCGUGAACAUCGUGGGGCAGGAGGAAUGCCGAGCCGUCAACAGCAGCAGCAGCAGCGCCAGAGCCGUCACCAGCAGGAUGAUCUGUGCCUCCAAUCAGUUUUGCGGGAGCCUGGCGAGCCCACUGCUGUGCAAAGAGGUGGACGGACGCUGGUACGUGACGGGCGUGGGCAGCUGGGGUCUGUGCAGCUCGCCGGCUGUGUUCACCAGGCUCUCCAAGAUCCUGGAGUUCGUCAAGCAGACGGCCGUCUGA